Molecule: messenger RNA, 2951 nt
Organism: Spizellomyces punctatus DAOM BR117
Lineage: Eukaryota; Fungi; Chytridiomycota; Chytridiomycetes; Spizellomycetales; Spizellomycetaceae
Exons: 13
Coding region: 109-2865 (918 amino acids)
Biological process (GO): intracellular protein transport; receptor-mediated endocytosis; Golgi to vacuole transport
Cellular component (GO): membrane coat; AP-1 adaptor complex; Golgi apparatus
Molecular function (GO): clathrin-cargo adaptor activity
Source: RefSeq, a predicted model, not a curated record
UUCAACGAGCUGCAUACUGGCGAGAUUGCACGCGGGUAGGCAGGGACCCUUUCCUUCCCUGCACUUUUGAGACAUUUUCCUUGACAAUACAAGCCGACGGACUCGACUAUGGACAAGCUACUUCCUAAACUCGGCGUAUACCGUCUGAAAGACCUCAUCAAGGCUAUUCGGGCGUGUAAGACCGCCGCAGAUGAACGUGCAGUCAUUGCCAAAGAGAGCGCCUUUCUGCGAACGAGCUUCAAGGAAGAAAACGUUGACAUUCGACAUACUAAUGUUGCUAAAUUACUCUAUAUCCAUAUGCUGGGAUAUCCCGCCCAUUUUGGGCAAAUCGAGUGCUUGAAGUUGGUUGCAUCACCACGAUUUGCGGAUAAGCGAUUAGGAUACCUGGGAAUCAUGCUUCUACUUGAUGAAAACCAGGAAGUAUUGACGCUUGUAACGAACUCGUUGAAAAACGAUAUGAAUAGUUCGAACAUGUUCGUUGUGGGAUUGGCGCUUUGUACCCUAGGGAACAUUUCAUCGCCUGCCAUGUCGCGGGAUCUUUCUGGUGAAGUUGAACGGUUGCUGGCGAGCUCGAAUACUUACAUACGAAAAAAGGCGGCAUUGUGCGCGCUUCGAAUUGUUCGAAAAGUGCCGGAUCUACUGGAAAACUUCCAAUCACGAGCGAAGAGCCUGCUUAACGAGCGAAACCAUGGCGUGCUACUCACCGGAAUAACGCUGUUGACGGAAAUGUGCAAAAUGAGCGAAGAGGUGACGACUGAUUUGCGCACUCAUGCUGUUGGAACUCUUGUGCGACAUUUGAAAAAUCUCGUCACGGCUGGCUUCAGUCCAGAACAUGAUGUCAACGGCAUAACCGAUCCUUUCGUGCAAGUUAAGAUCCUCCGGUUGAUGCGCAUUCUUGGGAAGGGAGAUGCGGAGGCAAGUGAAGCCAUGAACGAUGUCCUUGCUCAGGUGGCUACCAAUACCGAGGCAUCAAAAAAUGUGGGAAAUGCGAUCUUAUACGAGGCUGUAUUGACAAUAAUGGAUAUAGAGAGCGAGAGCUCUCUGCGUGUAUUGGCUAUCAAUAUUCUUGGGCGAUUCCUUGCAAAUCGUGACAAUAAUAUUAGAUACGUGGCAUUGACGACCCUCACCAAAACAUCACAAAAUACUAGCACUUCCGACUCCUCCGCUCUGCAACGUCAUCGAUCGACCAUACUGGACUGUUUACGGGAUGCAGACAUAUCCAUCCGACGACGUGCUCUCGAUCUUUCUUUCUUCCUGAUAAACUCUCAAAACAUCCGUAUCCUAACACGAGAGCUUUUGAGCUUCCUUGAGAUCUGUGAAGGCGAUACCAAGAAUUCCGUUGCGACACGGAUAUGUGAUUUCGCUGGUCGGUAUCGUCCUAACAAGCGGUGGGAAGUUGAUACGGUUUGCCGAGUUCUUCGCGUGGCGGGUGCAUUCGUGGAUCAAACAGUUGUGAAUCACUUUGUCAAGCUCGUGACAACGUCUCCAACAGAACUACAACAAUACGCAGUGCGAAAACUUUAUAACACAAUGAAAAAUGAAGGCGAGAAGGCAUUGGCGCAAGAGGGACUUGUGCAGGCUACUGUAUGGUGCAUUGGAGAAUAUGGCGAUGUGCUAGUGUCUGGUACUGCCGGAAUUUUGGGUGGUGACGAUGAGGAAUUGGCUCAGACCGGAGGAAAUGUUGACCCUUCAAGUCAGAAUGACUACCAGGUGGCGCCGAGCGAACAGGAGGUUGUGGAAAUGUUUGAAGGUCUUCUGAGAGGUCCAUUUGCCACGGAUCUGGUGAAGGAAUACUCAGUGACGGCUCUCGUCAAGUUGACAAGCCGCUUCAACCAGAGCAGUGCGAUUGAACAGAUCAAGGCCCUGAUUAGCAAGUACAAGGUCAACGUUCAGCUGGAGCUGCAGCAACGCUCUGUCGAAUACGCACAGCUUCUUCAGCUCGAUCGGGAUGCAAGGGUGGCAUUGUUGGAACGGAUGCCAGUCCUGGAAAAUGCUGCCAAAGAGGAGGCCAAAAAGGGUCUUGGUGUACCCACCAUUGCAGAAACAGCUGCGGUGAGCAACCAGCCAGAUCUUAUGGGAGGCCUUGGUAACGAUCUACUUGGCCUCUCUGUGAGUGGUGGGGCCAACGCUCCUGCCAAAGCAGAUGAUAUCUACAAUCUCGUUUUUGGCGGAGCACAGGACGGAAAGAGUGCGGGAGCAGCAGCUCCAAAGUCCAAUAACAUCUUGGAUCUAUUGGGCGAUAUUGGCUUGGGUACAACGCCAGCCGCACCCGCUAAAACCACCUCGAGUUUGGGACUGGGCUUGGCUCCAGCUCCAGCUAAAUCUGCCCAAUCUGCUAAUGAUCUUCUCGGAGAUCUAUUUGGAGGAUCCGGGAUUGGUGCUUCUGUGGCCCCUAGUGUCCCAAGCGUCACAUCACCUGUCUCCAAAAAUGCUGUUGAUCCAUUGGCGGAUCUCUUUGGAGGUAGCGGGUUGGCGAGCAUCGCGCCUGCACAAUCAGCGGCUCCAAAAUCAUACGUAGCUUAUGACAAGAAUGGAUUCCGUGUUUCAUUGUCGGCAACUCGGGAUUCCAAUGGACAGGGUGCGCCUCUGAACGUCCAGGCGGAGCUGAAUAAUGUUGGAGCAAGUGCUACAUUGACCGAUGUGGGAGUUCAAGUAGCAGUGCCAAGGAGUCUUCAAAUCACCAUGUUUCCUCAGACUUCCACCACAAUACCCAUCGGCAGCUCGGCUACCCAAAACAUGAGAGUAGAAAACCCGACAAAGAUUGCCGUGAAGAUGCGACUGAAGGUUGUAUACAAGAUUGGUGGUCUGCAACAGGUAGAAGAAAUUGUGGAGUUUUCGCAAUUUGAUCCAAGUCUGUGGGCUUAGGGGAUGGCGACAAUUGCGUUGAGGAACGGGGUCCAACUAUCGUCUUUCCAUAUUAUAUCAAAAAUACUAGAAGCCGAUUGCAUCUA